GAAAUGUUUCUCUGUUCUGGGUUCACAUGAACCGCAAACGCACAAUUGACAUUCAAAGACAAAAACACCGAAAUCUGGAAACCGAGUUAUGAUCGAAUCAGUUUCAGUAGCAAUUGAAGCAGAGAUCUACCGAUGAAUGCAAAGAAUGGUUAAUCGGCGAGGGCACCAUCACCUUCCCUUAUCCAGACACAGAAAAUCCUCCUUUUUCUCAAUCACUUUGUACGUGAUCCUCAUUUUUUCACUCUCAAUCUUCACUUUCCUGCUCUACAGCAGCUACGUUUUGCAAGAAGACAAUAAGGUGCCGCUUCUGAGAGUUGAGAAGCCCAAAAUCAACAAGUUAUUAGAUGAUCAACUUUGGAAAACUCCUUCUGGUCUUGGUUUGCGGCAGUGUGUCAAGCGAACAAGUAGAUAUAGAGCUACUCCAGUCUCAGAUCACUACAUAACUGUAAAAAGUAAUGGAGGACUAAAUCAAAUGCGCACUGGGAUAGCUGAUAUGGUGGCUGUGGCACACAUUAUGAAUGCUACACUAGUGAUACCUCAACUUGACAAGAGUUCAUUCUGGCAGGAUAGCAGUACAUUCUCUAAUAUAUUCGACGAAACCCAUUUCAUCAAAUCCCUGGAAAAGGAUGUGAGGAUUGUGAAGAAGCUUCCUAAAGAAUUAGAAUCUCUACCUCGUGCUAGGAAACACUUCACCUCAUGGGGUGGUUUGGGCUACUAUGAAGAAAUGACUACAUUAUGGAAGGAAUAUCAGAUAAUUCAUGUUGCAAAAUCAGAUUCUAGACUUGCAAACAAUGAUCUGCCCCUUGACAUUCAGAGAUUGAGAUGCCGUGCUUUGUAUCACGCUCUUCGUUUUUCUCCAUCUAUUGAGAGUCUAGGAAAGGGUCUGAGCAUAAAUGACCGAAUCAGAGGAGCUCCGAACAAUGAGGUGAAAACCUUUUGA
Messenger RNA from Salvia splendens (bonfire salvia), 940 nucleotides. RefSeq names its product O-fucosyltransferase 38. The record is from RefSeq and is a predicted model, not a curated record. Gene Ontology annotation, cellular component: nucleus; cytoplasm. The transcript is spliced from 8 exons. Lineage: Eukaryota; Viridiplantae; Streptophyta; Magnoliopsida; Lamiales; Lamiaceae. Bases 137 to 940 code for a protein of 267 amino acids.